Messenger RNA from Mitosporidium daphniae, 420 nucleotides. RefSeq lists its product as uncharacterized. Bases 1 to 420 code for a protein of 139 amino acids. Gene Ontology annotation, biological process: protein import into mitochondrial matrix. The record is from RefSeq and is a predicted model, not a curated record. The transcript is spliced from 2 exons. Gene Ontology annotation, cellular component: PAM complex, Tim23 associated import motor. Lineage: Eukaryota; Fungi; Microsporidia.
AUGCUUUGGCAAUCCGCAUCUAUUAGAAGGCUUGGCUCUGCACCUUCCAUUUCCUCACUGCAUUCGUGGAAUGACUUUUUUACAGUUCGAUCAAAGCUCAAAAGAAUUGGUAUGGCGUGCGGUGUUCCUUCGGCAUUUCUUUUCCUUGUAUGUGAGACCAUCCUGCUUUCCCAGCCGCUUUUUGACCCAACCAUGACAAUCUUUGGUAUGGAUCCCAUGCWAAUGAUUAUCCUCGGGACUUUUGGCGGCACAGUGACCUCAUUUGUUGCCGGAUCGAUGACGGGAAAAUAUCUAUACUCAUCGAGAUAUCCCAAUUUACGGGUUUUCAUGGACCAGGGCCAAUAUCCCCCCGAUCCCAACCCAACCGAAUUUAAACAUGGAUUUCCAUGGCGAAAAAAUCUCUUCUGUGGCCGAAUAUAG